CCGUCCAAGUGGAUUCCUAGGAGACCGUACAACUCUCACUCCCUCACGGCGGCGCAAUACCAAUCUCCCUGACACGUCUCUCCUUCUUACUCUUCUUCUCUUUUUCUUCCCCCGAGAGCUCCACACCUGGCUGACUCAACCACGACUCCAAAACCAGCCAUGACAACGCCGUGCCGGACCAUCAACGCAAAUGCUAUCUCCGCACCGUCGCCUUCGGGUACGAUCUUUACUGGCUUUCGCGAUUUUGUCCCGAUUAAUAAGAGGCUUGUCAAAUCGAGCUCUCGUGGCUUGAAACUACCGUCGAAGACGGUUACGAGCGCAGAUUGGAGCUGGAGUUUUAGGUCACCGGGGAGAUUGCUCUCUUCGCGCGUCGCCUCUGCUUCUGCGGCUGUAACAUCGAGUUCCACGAAUAGACUUGAAGCUUUAGAAGAGGGGAUUGAGAAGGUUAUUUAUAGUUGUAGAUUCAUGACGUUUCUUGGAACAUUAGGAUCGUUGCUCGGAUCGGUUCUCUGUUUCAUCAAGGGAUGUAUGUAUGUUGUAGACUCGUUUCUGCAGUAUUCGGUGAAUCGUGGGAAGGUGAUAUUACUUUUGGUUGAGGCCAUAGAUAUAUAUCUCCUAGGAACUGUGAUGUUAGUCUUUGGACUGGGACUUUACGAGCUGUUCAUUAGCAAUCUCGACACUUCAGAAUCGAUUUCACACGAUAUUGUUUCCAAUAGAUCGAGUCUCUUUGGCAUGUUCACCUUAAAGGAGCGACCACAAUGGUUAGAGGUGAAAUCGGUAAGUGAACUGAAAACGAAGUUGGGACAUGUAAUAGUGAUGCUACUGCUGAUUGGUUUGUUUGACAAGAGCAGGAAAGUAGCCAUAACUUCUGUCACGGAUUUGCUAUGUAUCUCUGUUUCUAUCUUUUUCUCUUCCGCUUGUCUCUUCUUGCUUUCUAAGCUUCAUGGGUCACAUUGAGUUAAUGAUGGUGUUGUCCCAAAACAAAAGAAACUUUGUAUGAUGAUGUGUAUAAUGUUUUAGCAAAGUUUCACUUUCUCUUUUUGUCCA
Molecule: messenger RNA, 1047 nt
Organism: Capsella rubella
Lineage: Eukaryota; Viridiplantae; Streptophyta; Magnoliopsida; Brassicales; Brassicaceae
Exons: 5
Coding region: 160-957 (265 amino acids)
Source: RefSeq, a predicted model, not a curated record